UCCUCGCGUCUGACUGCAACGUGCCAAAGUUUCCAGCUGCUGGAAGAAGUCCGGGGGGGGGGGGAGUCAGCGUUGGGGUGACCUGGGGGCAUGCAGAGCUGCGAGCCCGCUGAGGCUCCGGAGGGAGCGGGCUGCUCUGGGGGCCAGGGCUGCGCCCGCGGACUUGUCCCGGCGGCCUGAUGCGCCCUAACUUCUGCGAAAGUUGUUCGGGGGAGAACGUAUGUUUCUAUCUCCAACUCCUGUGGCGCUUUAUUAUGCGUUUCUGCACAGGGCGGAAGGAGGGGUUACCAACUCCGCUGAUACUUUGUCUCUUUCUGGGAAGAGGGGACAGAAGGUCACGUGUGUGUGUGCAGGGGGGCGAGUAGGGUUGUUUUCUGCAGAUGUUUCCAUCCCCAGCUUCUGUGAUUGCUGCAAAGCUUGCAAGAGAGGGUGGGACAAAAUAGAGGGGUCUGCUCUGGUGUGUGUGCUUUCCUCUGCCUUACUGGCUUUUACAGAGAUUGGGUAAGAAAAAUCACACACCUGGUGUGGCCUUGGCUCGGCUCUCUGGUGCUGAUCCCAAGGCGUGUAUGUUUGCUCCAUUGUCUCAAUAGGAAAGGGAGUCCCUUUCUUUCCGGCUCUUGACUUGGGCAAUAUGAGAAGUUCUCUUGGGCUCCUACUACUCAGUAGCAGUUGUUUCACCCGCAGAGCAUCUUUUGGCAGAUGGGGGACUGCAGUACAAUAGACAAGUCUACAAUUUAAAAUGUCAGCAGAGCUUGCUAAUGCUAUUAAAGUACAAAAUUGAGUUGGACAGUGUAAUGGGUUCAUUCACUUCUGUUGGAUUAUAAAUGAUUGUCUUCUGUGGGGAGAAAAAACAGUGAAGAGAUUUGGGGUUUUUUGUUUGGGUUUUUUAAAUAGUACGCUAUCACUAGUACAUUAUGGUUAGGGUCAUAGCACUGUGGAAUAGUUUAAUAGCCAAAUUUAACCCUGGUAUAACUCGACUGAUUGUGGUGGAGUUACACCAGGGAUAAAAUUAGUCCUUAAAUGUUUUUAAAAAAAAUUAACAUAUCUAGUCUUAUUUAACACUUUUCUAGGAAAAAGUUAAAAUCUCUAAUAUUUAUGAUAGCUCUGACACUUAAAAUAUAAAGUAACUUUUAUAGGGAAUUGGAAUUGACAUCCAUAAUUGACUUCCUGCCUAUAUGAAUGUUGUUUUUACUACGCUUAAAUGGGAAUAGGAAUAUUUAUCUUCAAUCUUUGUCAGAUGUAAGAUUUCAAACAGAAGUGUUAUAGCGGGCGGGAGAGUGAAGAGGAGGGGAAGGCGAGAGGGGAUGGACUAGAGAAAGAAGUUCUUUAAGACCCCAUGUUGAAAUCCUACACAAAGUAGCACAAAAUCAGGAGUACUAUAAUAACCAGUUCAGAAUUGUUCAAGUUGUCAUUCUUUUUAACUCAGAAAUUCUUUGAUGAAAUCAAUUUCUUUAUCCAUCCUGAUUCAGUUUUACUGUACCUGCAUUGUUUGCUUGUGCUCUGCCUCUAUAUAGUGGCCCUUUGAAAACUCAGGAAGUGUCACAAUUCACAGGGCUCAUCUUUGAAUGAGGGACUUUGUGGUUUUGGUUUUAUUGAAAUUUAUGUCCAUAAAUGUUCUUUAAUCUGUAUUGAAAACAAAGAAUACAAUUGCUGCUCACGCAUGUAUUUUUUCCAUAGAAUAGUUUUAAGAUGUGCUCUCUUGGUUGUUGUAUAAGGAACUUCUUUUAUGAGAGGAACCACAUCUGGAUUUGAUAAUCCUGUCUGACCCUGGGGACACUUACUUCAAACUAACUUUAUCCCUUGUGCUUUAAAAUGUAUGAUUUAGUUUGAUAGCACUAAUAUUUUCAAAUACAAGAGUCUGCAGCAGAGUUUAGUUGAGUGGCAUACUUUCCUUUUAUCCAAGCAGGUAAAUAUGUUUUGCCUACAGUGGUUAAUGUAUAAUAGUAGGUAAAGCCUGGAGUUGGGAGGUGGGUGGAGAAAGAAGAUAAAAAAUGGUCCUUUCCUUUUAUGAGGAAACUGAAAUGUUGUCAGUAUAUAACAGUUGUGAGAGUGCCCUACAAUAUUAUGAAAAUACACUACACCUACACAACAGCUAUAGUAUCAGCCAAAACCACAAGUGAGACAAGGUGGGUGAGAACGAUAUUACCCACCUUGCCUCUCUAAUAUCCUGGGACCAACAUGACUACAGCACUACAAAAACAAAAGUGUUCAGGUAAGUAAAGUUGUAAAAGUGAAUUAAGUCAGUUGAAAGUGCUCAGAUACUACAGUGAUGAAGGGCUAAGCAAGUACCUAGAUAUUUUCUUCAUACUUAACAUUUGGAAAGGUAAGUAUAAAAAGUAAGAAACUGGUAAUAUAACUAUAGAAUGUACAACCAUACACUGUUGUGUAGAUUCUUCUGUAACUAGUUGUAAUCUCAUGUACUUCUGAAACUGCAGUUACUAAAAUGAAAUGUACAGUGGUUACUGUCAUUACUAGGAUGCUAAUCCACAUAACUUGCAGUAACACAUUCCCAUGUCUGAUAAUAUCUGGUACAGCAGCUGUCCGACCCACCGUGCGGAACUAGUUCAAAGCAUGUUGUAAAAGGAAGAAUAGUGAAGUAGUUGUUUUGAAUGAAACCAAGUAUAAACUUAUUCUGAUACAUUUCAUGUAGAUGAGGUAUGCUUUCUCACCUGCAUAGCUCAUUCUCAGUAUGUUUUCUUCUUUAAACAGCUUGAUGGUUUUAGUGUGAUGUGUAUUAGUGAUUUGUCAAAAAUAAAAAAAAUAUUUGUGGUUAACUGGUUCUGCAGUUAAAAUCUCAUUCUAUAAGUGUAACCAAAGCCAAAGUACAGAAAAGUGAAAAUUAGUGUGGAUUGUUAUUAGUAUGUGUUUUAGUAGAGUGAGUCUUUAAUAACUCUUGAAAUUUAAGUUCUGUCAUCAGUGCACUAAGAAGAGCUCUGUGUACACUUGAAAGCUUGUCUAUCUCACCAACAGAAGUUGGUCCAAUAAAAGAUAGUAUCUCACACAUCUUGUCUCUCUAAUAUCCUGGGACCAACAGAUACAGCAACACUUUACAUGCAUUAAAUUAUGUCAGUCUUCAGCUGUCAAACCAUCCUGAAUUUUUGCAGUGGGAAAAUAGCUAAUUUCUAAAAUAGGCUGUACUUCAAAAAUUAAUUCUUGUAAUGACUCGAUCACUCAGUUUUUCUCUUUGAAGAAGAUAAUUUUAGGCUAAGAGUUAGCUGUAUGGCGUUAUAUAAAAUUCAGGAUGUAGUUAAAUAUUAGCAGUUUAGAGGCAAAAAGAAAUCCAAGGGAAGGCUGAGGUUAAUUAUCAUGACCUGUGGUGUCUAAAAUCACAUGUCUUCCUCCGUUAAGUGUAGAUAUUUGCUUGUUUGUAGGGCAGGUCUCCUGUAUAAAGACAGUGUUUGUAUUCACACCCAAUGAACAAACACCUCCACCCACUGUUGUUGUUUAAAAAACUCCAGCUGCUCAUGAAUAUAGGGUCAGAGAGGGCCGUCUAAAUGUUUCUCUGUGCUUUCUCUCCAGCACAGCCAGCAGAGCUGUUUCCUGUUCUUUGUUUCAAGGCUGGGGUUUGCGUCAUACAUUCCAAGUGGCAUAUGUGUGCUCUUUCCUGUUUCAGGCUGUUUUUUUAGUAGACCAGUAGCCCGGUCCAGGCCCCUUGUCACUGCCCUGCAACUCCCAGUCCCCACCCAGUGAGUUAUCAUGUCUCUACACCCUCGUGAUUGCUUAAGAUGCCUGUGUUAUGUCAGCAUGAGAAGUCUGAGUUAACCUUUUAACACACACCCUCUACUCCAGUAUAUUUACAUGGGUGAAUAAUGAGUUUCAUUCCCUUUUCUAAAAACGUGUGUUUGACUCUCAAAAAAUUGAGUCUGAUUUCUCCUCUCACUUGUGCCAAUGUAAGUCAGGAAUAAUUCCAUUAAAGUCAAUGGAAUUGCAGUGGUAUAAUACCACUGCAAGUGAGAAGAGAAUCCAGCCCUAUAUAUUAAUUUCUGUGAAAACCUAUUGGCUUCUUUCCAUAUCUGUUCUGAAGAUACCACCGUGAUCAUUUUCUGUUCCAGUUUUGAUCAAGUUUAGAAUUGUACCAUUUUUCUGAGGGGAGGAAAUAUCGUACUAUUACCUGAAUUCAAGGAUCCAUACUCUUCCAGAUUUAAUGCAGGAAAAUGAGACACUAACAACUUUCUUUGGAUUAAAUGGAAAUACAAAUUGUAAGAAAAGUAUUUCAGGUGAACACAUAAGCUAAUAAUUUUGCGCAGGACUACACAGACAUCAGAAGAUUUCACUGAAAAGAUGCUAAUGUUUGACCCAGUCCCUAUCAAGCAAGAAGCCAUGGAACCAAUUUCAGUGUCAUACCAGUCCAAUUACAUGGACCAAAUGAAGCCAAACAAAUACAGUGUCAUUUAUCCUACCCCAAAUAUGUUGCACAAUAAAUUCUAUCCAACCCCAGAAGGACUAGCUAAUGGAAUCCAAAUGGAGCCAGUUGACCUUACAGUGAAUAAACGAAGCUCACCAUGUUCAGCUGGAAGUUCUCCUUCUCCUCUGAAAUUUCAGACUGUACAUAGAAGAGCCUCACCUGGAUUAACUUUGUCCUCUCCCAGCCCGCCUAUGAAAAAAUUCACCCCACCACCUCCCCCAGGAGUUCAGCCUUUUUCCAUGCCAUUAACAAUCCCUCCAGUAAUGGCUGCUCUUUCACGCCCUGGACUUAGGAGCCCUGGAAUACUUCCAGUUAUACAGCCACUUGUGGUCCAGCCUGUUCCUUUUAUGUAUGCUCCACAUCUCCAUCAACCUAUAAUGGUGUCUACUGUUCUUGCAGAAGAGUUGGAAAAUCCAAGUAGCAUGCCAGUGCCUGUAAUUGAAUCUUAUGAGAAGCCCACAUUAAAGAAAACAAUCAAAGUAGAACCAGGAAUCGAACCACCAAGAACCGAGUUCUAUCCUGAACAAAUGUCUCCUCCAAUGAUGACCUCCUUGUCUCCUCAGCAAGUAAUGUUGCAAGAGAAUCACCCUUCAGUUAUAGUUCAGCCAGGAAAGAGACCUUUACCUGUGGAAUCUCCAGACACACAAAGGAAACGCAGAAUACACAGAUGUGAUUAUGAAGGUUGCAACAAGGUCUAUACUAAAAGCUCCCACCUAAAAGCUCACAGAAGAACGCAUACAGGUGAAAAGCCAUACAAGUGCACCUGGGAGGGAUGCACGUGGAAGUUUGCUCGUUCUGAUGAACUAACACGACAUUUCCGUAAACAUACCGGAAUCAAACCCUUCCAGUGCCCGGACUGUGACCGUAGUUUCUCACGCUCGGACCAUCUUGCUCUCCACAGGAAACGCCAUAUGCUAGUCUGAAUGUCUCUUGUCCCUCAACUCCGAUCACACUUUCUUUUUUACAUGUGCAUUUUAAUUUGAAUUCAGCUGGUCUGAAUCUCUGAUCUUACACAAUUAAACGCUUCCAUAUGGUCAGUAAUAGAUGUUAUCUAACCCUGCUAUGUCCUUGCCACGGGUCAGACCUAAAGAAUGUGAACAUUUUUUUUUUUCCGAGGGAUGCUAAGCAAACCCUUCCUGCAGACAGUAUAUGUUAUGUAUUCCUUUGUGAAUAAGGGAAUUUGUAAACUAGCAACUUUGUUGGUUUUGCCUUAUAAUAUAGCCAGCAUAUAUUGAUCAACUAGUAAAUGUUAUUGAAUAUCCA
Chelonia mydas (Green sea turtle) is the source of this 5668-nucleotide messenger RNA. It is a transcript of the gene KLF3, whose product is annotated as Kruppel like factor 3. The transcript is spliced from 7 exons. Gene Ontology annotation, molecular function: RNA polymerase II cis-regulatory region sequence-specific DNA binding; DNA-binding transcription factor activity, RNA polymerase II-specific. The coding region runs from base 4282 to 5328 and encodes 348 amino acids. Lineage: Eukaryota; Metazoa; Chordata; Testudines; Cheloniidae. The record is from RefSeq and is a predicted model, not a curated record. Gene Ontology annotation, biological process: regulation of transcription by RNA polymerase II.